This is a messenger RNA of Caenorhabditis angaria, 343 nucleotides long. Lineage: Eukaryota; Metazoa; Nematoda; Chromadorea; Rhabditida; Rhabditidae. The record is from the annotation of a GenBank genome assembly.
AUGUCGCUCUAUGAAUAUGAUGGAGUCCAUGUAAUACGUUUAGAAGCAGGAAAGGCAAAAAAGCAAAUCGAAAGCAAAUCGAAAAGCAAAUCGAAAGGAUCAAAAAGUGGAAAAACUGGAAAAAGUGGAAAGAAAAAGAAAGGAGGAAAGAAGGGAGCUGGAAAAAAGACUGCACAUUUCAAGUAUGUUUCUUUUGUCUUAUAUUUUGUAUCACAAUCAAUUGCUUCUUUCCAGAAAACGUGGUCAUCCAGCAUUCAAAAUAAUGUUCCUAGUUUUUGCUCUUCUCACAGUUUUGUGUAUUAUCGUCGCAUGUGUUGCCACAGUUAUGCUGAUUAUUUCAUAA